Messenger RNA from Coffea eugenioides, 2176 nucleotides. Its product is annotated as two-pore potassium channel 3-like. The transcript has 2 exons. Gene Ontology annotation, molecular function: potassium ion leak channel activity. Gene Ontology annotation, biological process: stabilization of membrane potential; potassium ion transmembrane transport. Gene Ontology annotation, cellular component: plant-type vacuole membrane. Bases 215 to 1549 code for a protein of 444 amino acids. The record is from RefSeq and is a predicted model, not a curated record. Lineage: Eukaryota; Viridiplantae; Streptophyta; Magnoliopsida; Gentianales; Rubiaceae.
GGUUCUUCAUCUCCUCAAAUCAUAAUAGCUUCUUCCGCUCUGUUUGUAAUUUGUUCCCAUUUUGGUAAUAUAUAAAUUUCAGACUGAUCUCAGCCUAAUUCAUAAAAGAUAAAACACGCACCUCAAUCAUUAGCCGCCUUAUGAAACAAAAACCGAAACCCACCCGUUUCCUGGUAUUCCGGCCAUCCAAAACCUGGUUUUCCGGCGAACCCAAAUGGAGAAAGAGCCUCUCCUCCCUUAUGUCAACACCAGAAGACAGCCCUAUUCCCCUCAGCCUCCACCACCACCCCCACUUUCUCUGUGCCCUUUACCGGAAAACGAUGAAAUCACAAUCCCACCACCCAAUGGUUGUCUCACUCCAUCAGAAUUCAAAGAUAGGCUUAUCUUUGGCACAUCUCCUUCAUCCUCUUCCACCCCUUUAAUGGACUCCUCUUCUUCAACUCUUGUUGAUGCAUUGGCUUUAAGCAUCAAUUCUCCAAGAAAAACUUCGUCUGAGGACCUAAAAUCCAAUAUUGUUGGAGAAAAAUGCAAUCUUGACCAGCAAAAUAGUCAGCAGUCUUGGUUGACCGAUCCCAAUAUUCCAUGGACCAAAGGGAAUUUGCACAGGUCCAAGACUGCCCCUGCUAUGGCUGUUAUCAAUGAUUUUGAUCAUUCAUCAACUCCCAAGCCACCCGUGUUCGGUUCUCAGUCAAUUGUAAGACAAGCUGUGGUUCUAUUGAUCAUAUAUUUGUCUCUCGGUGUUGUUAUUUAUGCUUUUAAUACGGAUCAUUUCAAGGCCACUGAAACACACCCUGUUGUUGAUGCUUUGUACUUCUGCAUUGUUACUAUGUGUACUAUUGGAUAUGGUGAUAUAACCCCUGAUAGUGCUUCUACUAAGCUGUUCUCUAUCAUGUUCGUGCUUGUGGGCUUUGGGUUUGUUGAUAUUUUGCUUACUGGGAUGGUUAGUUAUGUUCUUGAUUUGCAAGAAAAUUAUCUGUUGAGGACACUUAAGAAUGGGGGAGCUCAUGAUCCCGGGCGGUUUGUAAUUGAUGUUAAGAAGGGGAGGAUGAGAAUUCGAAUGAAGGUGGCAUUAGCUUUGGGGGUUGUGAUUCUUUGUAUUGGAAUUGGAGUUGCUGUUAUGCAUUAUGUUGAGAGGCUUGGCUGGUUAGAUUCCUUCUAUUUGUCAGUUAUGUCCGUCACUACUGUUGGAUAUGGGGAUAGGGCAUUUACUUCCUUGCCUGGUCGGAUUUUUGCAUCCAUUUGGUUGCUUGUGUCUACACUUGCUGUGGCUCGUGCAUUUCUUUACUUGGCUGAGGCAAGGGUGGAUAAGCGGCAUAGAAGCAUGGCAAAAUGGGUACUUGGACAGGAUAUGACUGUGGCACAGUUUCUUGCUGCUGAUAUUGAUAACAAUGGCUUUGUGACCAAAUCAGAGUUUGUAAUAUACAAGCUCAAGGCGAUGGGAAAAAUUUCGGAGAUGGAUAUCUUGCAGGUAUGUAAAAAAUUUGAACGGCUAGACACGGGAAAUUGUGGGAAAAUUACUCUUGCAGAUCUCAUGGAAAAUCAUCACUGAUUUGUCAAGAAAGCAGUGCGACUCGAACGCAAAUUUCAUGUUGUUAGACCCGCCCACGGGAAACAUUGUGCGUUGUCAUGAUGAUGAAAGACAAAAGUCACUUAUAAAUCGAUGCUCCCGUGUAAGCCCAACUCUACAACUGCUCCCGUUUGAGCCCCAUUCAAUCAUCCUAGAUUCUCUAUGCAACAGAAGUUCUCAAAGUCUGUAAAUAUUCAUUGCUAGCAGAAUCAGAUACCCCAUGCUAGAAACAGUCUAUCAAAGAUUUUGCUUAUAGCCAUUCGAGAUUAUCUCCUUGAUAACAUAGACUUAGAUUGGUAGCUGUGAACUGGCAUGGUGACCCAACUGGUCCAACAUGUUCAUACGAAAGUGACUUCAUUUUUUGGCAAAUACAUCGAUGCAGAUAAUAGGUGACCUGGUCUUGUUUUUCACUGCUCUCUCAUAUUUGGCACUUUUAUUCUGUUGGCUGCAGAUAUGGUAACUUUGCUGCUUCAGCUCAAGCCUGCUCUUCGAAUAAGCAGCAAUGUUCAAAUUACAUUUUUUGAUGGAUAUUUUUUGGAAAUCAAAAUGCUCUGUACAUCUUAUUCUCCACAAUCUCGAACCCUUUAGCUGAUACUGUUCCUUCCUGAA